This is a messenger RNA of Otolemur garnettii (small-eared galago), 814 nucleotides long. RefSeq names its product ciliary neurotrophic factor (gene CNTF). The coding region runs from base 69 to 668 and encodes 199 amino acids. The transcript has 2 exons. Gene Ontology annotation, biological process: ciliary neurotrophic factor-mediated signaling pathway; positive regulation of axon regeneration; positive regulation of tyrosine phosphorylation of STAT protein. The record is from RefSeq and is a predicted model, not a curated record. Gene Ontology annotation, cellular component: axon. Lineage: Eukaryota; Metazoa; Chordata; Mammalia; Primates; Galagidae. Gene Ontology annotation, molecular function: cytokine activity; growth factor activity; ciliary neurotrophic factor receptor binding.
CUUAUUUGGACCAGUGUAGACAGAAGCAAACCCAGCUCACUUGUUUCCUGGGACAGUUGAGGUAGGGGAUGGCUUUUGCAGAGCAUUCCUCGCUGACCCCUCAUCGCCGGGACCUCUGUAGCCGCUCUAUCUGGCUAGCAAGGAAGAUUCGUUCAGACCUGACUGCUCUUAUGGAAUCUUAUGUGAAGUAUCAAGGUCUGAACAACAACAUCAACCUGGACUCUGUGGAUGGUGUCCCAAUGGCAAGUACUGAUAAGUGGAGUGAGCUGAGUGAGGCAGAGCGACUCCAAGAGAACCUCCAAGCUUAUCGUACGUUCCACGUUAUGCUGGCCAGGCUGUUAGAAGACCAGCAGGUACAUUUUACCCCAACUGAAGGUGACUUCCAUCAAGCCAUACAUACUGUUCUACUCCAAGUCUCUGCCUUUGCUUACCAACUGGAGGAGUUAAUGGUAUUCCUGGAACACAAGAUCCCCCCCAAUGAGGCUGACGGAGUGCCUGUUGUUGGAGAUGGUGGUCUCUUUGAGAAAAAGCUGUGGGGCCUAAAGGUGCUACAAGAGCUUUCACAGUGGACAGUCAGGUCCAUCCGUGACCUUCGUGUCAUUUCUUCACAUCAGACUGGGAUCCCAGCACAUGGGAGCCGUUAUACUGCUAAUGAAAAGAAAAUGUAGCAUUUAGCCCCAUCCUUACUUAUCUGAUGGAAUACACAGUUCCUUAGAGCCUUCCUUUCCCAUCUUAAAUUUCCGAAAACCUUUAAGACCACAGGCAUUUUCGUCAAGUAGGGUUGGAGACAUGAACAAAUGGGCAUACAGAUCCA